CAAAGGCCUCCAAAAAAGAAAACAAAUCGCAUUCCUUGACUUCAAAUCAAAUCAACUCCAAUAAUAAUCCCACGCGCCUUCUCCUUUGGUUAUUUUGAAUUUGGCCACUCUCUAUUGCUUUGCUUUUGCUUGCUGUCUGUCACCAAUCAUCAAUUCAUUCUCUUCUUCUUCCUCUUCCUCUUCCUUUCUCCGUCGCCUCGAUUCUCGUGCACGUGCAUUUCCAGCAAAAAUGCCAGAAAUUCAGUUGGGUGUACACACUAUCAGAUCACAUGGAGUUAGAGUCGCAAGGAUACAUAUGCAUGACUGGUUGAUUCUUUUGCUUCUUGUGCUAAUUGAUGCUGUCUUGAAUAUAAUAGAGCCAUUUCACCGUUUUGUUGGAGUGGGGAUGUUGACGGACCUUAGCUACCCACUGAAGGAUAACACUAUUCCCUUUUGGGCUGUUCCAAUAAUAGCAAUAUUGCUGCCACUUGCCGUCUUUCUUGUUUACUAUUUCAUUCGAAAGGAUGUUUAUGACUUUCACCACGCCAUAUUGGGCCUUCUAUUUUCUGUACUCAUUACUGCGGUGAUAACUGAUGCUAUCAAAGAUGGUGUUGGACGGCCACGGCCAGAUUUCUUCUGGCGUUGUUUCCCUGAUGGAAAGCAGGUGAGUGAUCCAGUAACAAGUGAUGUUCAAUGUACUGGAGAUAAAAGUGUUAUUAAGGAAGGGCAUAAAAGUUUCCCAAGUGGGCAUACAUCUUGGUCGUUUGCUGGUCUUGUUUUCCUUUCUUGGUAUCUAUCAGGAAAAGUUAGAGUGUUUGACCGUAGAGGCCACGUUGCAAAGCUCUGUCUUGUUCUCUUACCAGUCCUCACGGCAGCUAUGAUUGGUGUCUCUCGUGUUGAUGAUUAUUGGCACCAUUGGCAAGAUGUGUUUGCUGGAGGUCUUAUAGGGACGGUAAUAUCUUCCUUUUGCUACUUACAAUUCUUUCCACCUCCAUAUGACAUUGAUGGUUGGGGACCUCAUGCUUAUUUCCAGAUGUUAGCUGAAUCCCGUAAUGGUGCUCAGCCUCCUGUCAACAACAACAUUCAUCUUGCACAAUCUGCAGAGCUUCAGACUGUAUCGUUGUAUAUCCCAUCUCAGCAUGAUGGAGAUACACGAGGCAAUAGCUGGGAUUCGAGCCCCAUGUUAGGUGGUGGAUCAUCACAAAAUGCAAGGACACACUGACUGCCAGCAAGACACAGGAAAGAUCACCAGAUGUCCAUAGUCUGUAAAAAUUAUAGGGGUUUUGGGAGGUUCAGUUGCAGAUAAUCGACACUUUAGCAUCGCUUUCUUUUUAAGAAUGCAAUGUCAGAUGCCUUGGUUCUGAGAUGGUUGUUGGAUUGGAAUAUUUUGUUACCGGCCAUCUAUGUUUUGGCCAACUUAUCUGCUUGUUGUCACGUACUGUUUUUUUGUCCAUUUGCUAUAUACAAGGAGAAUGUUUAGUCGGCUCGAUGGGAUCAAAGUAUGUACGAUUUUGCAACACGAGGAAAGAUAGAGAAAAUAUGAAAUGAUUUUUGAAAACUCCUUAGAUUGUGUAUGUAAAAUAAGUGGCUGGGAUAUUUUUGAUUUGUUAUUUCCAAAACAUAUUUCUCCUA
Molecule: messenger RNA, 1611 nt
Organism: Cicer arietinum (chickpea)
Lineage: Eukaryota; Viridiplantae; Streptophyta; Magnoliopsida; Fabales; Fabaceae
Product: lipid phosphate phosphatase 2-like
Biological process (GO): phospholipid dephosphorylation; phospholipid metabolic process
Cellular component (GO): membrane
Molecular function (GO): phosphatidate phosphatase activity
Source: RefSeq, a predicted model, not a curated record